AAGAAAGCGCCCGUCGGGUGCACGCAUGAUUCUGUUGUUAAAAAAUGAAAUUGCCGCUUCGUAAGUGCUAUCAUGCGGCAAAAGUGGGUUUAUUUCUGUUAAUAGUGGUCACAAUUUUGGCUCUAUAUGAACAAUGGAGAGGAGGAAAACGCUCAGCCCGCGCUGAAACCUAUGACUCGGAAGACAAAUAUGAGAAAGAGAUUUUGGAAGACGAAGCGCGUAUUAUUCCUGGCCUAGGUGAAGGCGGCGUCGCAGCAUAUUUGACUGGUGAAGCGAAACGCCUUGGGGAGGAAUCCGAGAAGAAACUCGCUAUAAAUGUUUAUUUGAGUGACCGUAUCGCCUACAAUAGAACUUUAAAAGACUAUCGUAAUCCGGCAUGCCAAAGAGUCAUUUAUGAUGCUGAGCUGCCGUCAGCUUCGGUGAUAUUAAUAUUCCACAACGAACCCUACUCUGUGGUCAUCCGCACUAUAUGGAGCGUCGUGAACAGCGUGAGACGGACUAAUCCUUGGUUUGCGAAGGCUAACGAUAUUGACCGAGAGUCCAGCCGGACUAUGACAAUGGGCUACCCAGGUCAAGACCCUUCCUCUCCAUUCGUUUAUCUCAAGGAGAUCAUUCUGGUGGAUGACAAAUCCACCCUUCCCGAGCUGAAGGGCAAACUGAGUCACUAUGUGAGGACUCGUCUACCACCUGACCUGAUACGGAUAUUGAGACUGCCGCAGCGCGUGGGUCUGACCCGGGCGCGGCUAGCUGGGGCUAGAUAUGCCACGGGCGAUAUCCUAGUGUUCCUAGACUCGCACUGCGAGGUGCAAGAGGAUUGGCUGAGGCCUCUCUUACAAAGGAUCCGGGACUUCCCCCACGCGGUGGUCGUCCCCAUCAUUGACGUCAUCGAGUCCUCCAACUUCUACUACAGCGUCCAAGACCCCGUGAUAUUCCAGGUAGGUGGUUUUACCUUCAUGGGACACUUCACAUGGAUCGAGGUUCCAGAGAGGGAGAAAAAGAGACGCGGAUCAGACAUAGCGCCGACGUGGUCGCCAACUAUGGCGGGAGGUCUGUUCGCCAUCAACCGACAGUACUACUGGGAGCUGGGAGCGUAUGAUGAGCAGAUGGCUGGGUGGGGGGGCGAGAACCUGGAGAUGUCGUUCCGGAUAUGGCAGUGUGGUGGCACGCUGGAGACGGUGCCGUGUUCUCGCGUGGGUCACGUGUUCCGAGCCUUCCAUCCAUAUGGGCUACCAGCUCACACAGACACACACGGCAUCAACACGGCUCGCAUGGCCGAGGUGUGGAUGGACGAGUACGCUGAGCUGUUCUACCUGAACCGACCCGACCUCAGGAAAAGUCCCAAGAUCGGUGACGUCACGCACCGUAAGAUCCUCCGGGAAAAGCUGAAGUGUAAGAGCUUCCAGUGGUACCUGGACAACAUCUACAAGGAGAAGUUCGUGCCUGUCAGGGAUGUCUUCGGAUACGGGAGGUUCAUGAAUCCGUCCUCGGCGAUGUGUCUCGACACUCUUCAGAGGGAAGGUGAAGCGACAGCGUUGGGUCUGUAUCCGUGUCACAGUCGCCUGGAGCCCACGCAGCAUCUAGCGCUGUCCCUCGCCGGGGAACUCCGGGACGAAGAGAAGUGCGCCGAAGUUCAGUACGAGAGAAGUCCAGUGGGUUCCAACGAGAACGUCAGCAGGAGAGUGUUGAUGGUCACCUGUCACGGAAAACAUCGAGGCCAGCACUGGCGAUAUCUGCCGACACAACAGAUCCAGCAUACGGAGAGCGGCCUCUGCCUGCACAGUACAGGCAUCUCGGGGUCUGACGCUCUGGUGAUGCGAUGCAGAGCUGGCGGUGCGCAGGUGUGGGUCAUCGAUUACAGCGAGAUCAAUGAUUUUAGAAUGAACGAUAACGAGGUGCCGAGUGAGCAAGAAAUGAAACUAAAAAAGCUGCGAGGCCAGCGCCGUAUCUCGCGAUCUCUCCUGUCGUACGAGGACGCGACCACCAGGCGACACCACAGGAAGAAGAAGCACAAGAAGAAGAACAAGUUCAUCCUCAAGCUGGUGAGGAACGAGACGGAGCACCUGGAGGUGGACGUGUACUGCAAACACGCGCGGCUCUACCCCAACAACAGCUUCGUGCGGGACCUGGUCACCAUCCUCAACGACAAAGACAUCAAGGUCAUCAACAACGGACGUGUCUUCGAACGGAACAAGGUGUCUGAUGUCGUGAACCGGGAGCACUCCGCCGUGACACUCACCACCGACACCGUCAACCCCUACACCGCCGACACCCCGUCGGACUACCCUCAGACGAAACCUCUGAAGAAACGGAAGCGGAAGAAGCACCGACCGGUGGCCGCGAGCCCGGAGCUCGGAGACGCCGCCAGCAACAAGGAGGAGGAGCAGGCUGGAGACCAGGACGACCUGAACAGGCCCGGCUCCAAGAAGAUCAUCAUAGAAGACUUCGUGGAGAUCAAACCCAUGGGGGCCCUGGCCAAGCACCUGAAGAAACGGAAACGGGCGAAAAAAACCCGGAGCACGACCGGCGCGCCGCGGGUGGGCGACUGGGAGGACUCCAUGAGGAUGGAGAGUUCAGCUGACGACUCGCCCAUGGUGGAGGCAGACGGCCGACCCGACACAGGGCGACGCGCCCCCAGCAGCUCGCGGGCACCUCGGCGCUCGGACCUGCUGCCUCAGAACAGAGCGCUCAACGCACAGGCACAGGAACCGGUGAAGCUCAUCAUGAAGAGCAACGUCACCCUCAAGCUGGGAGACGAGUUCUUCACCUGGACCAAGAGGGGCCGCACCGCGGACGAUGUGGCCGACAUCCUCGGCGAGCUCAUUAUACCGGACACGGCGAAAAUCAGUCUGGAGAACGAGACGAAGGAGAAGGAAACGGAAGGAGUUAAGGGGAACAAGGAGGAGUCGGGGAGGAGGAGAGACUCCAGCUCCUCGGAGAGUGGACAGGCAGACUGAACCCUGACUCGCCUUGCAACACGAUCGUGAUCUCUCUACACCCACCCCACAGGCCAGGGUGCUGUCCCGGAGGUGUUACAAAUCGUGAGGGUAGUCGGGAACUCUUGGUAGUAUAAGUAUAGCGUUACGUAUCGUGGCCGUCCAGUGUACAUAUCUCUUAGCAGUACAUAAAGUGACAACGAAGCUGUCUCGCGGUGCUCACUCACGGUAAUAGAAUAAAAAUAAUUGCUCCGACAGUAUGAUAAGGCGCCUGGUUCUCUAAGUUGUGUUUAUGUUUUUAAAAAAUAAAUGCUACGACCGAA
Messenger RNA from Danaus plexippus (monarch butterfly), 3256 nucleotides. RefSeq names its product polypeptide N-acetylgalactosaminyltransferase 1-like. Gene Ontology annotation, cellular component: Golgi apparatus. Bases 45 to 2954 code for a protein of 969 amino acids. Lineage: Eukaryota; Metazoa; Arthropoda; Insecta; Lepidoptera; Nymphalidae. The record is from RefSeq and is a predicted model, not a curated record. The transcript is spliced from 20 exons.